AUGCAAUAUCCUCCUCGCUUGGGCUUUGGAACGUGGCAGGCGCCUCCAGAGGCCGUGCAGACCGCUGUUGAGACAGCGCUCAUGACUGGGUACAGGCACAUCGACUGCGCCUAUGUCUACCAGAAUGAGGAGGCCAUUGGUCGUGCUUUUGGAAAGAUCUUCAAGGAUGCGUCUUCAGGAAUCAAGCGCGAAGAUGUCUGGAUCACCUCAAAGCUAUGGAACUAUAACCAUCGCCCAGAACUGGUCCGUGAGCAGUGCAAGAAAACCAUGUCUGACUUACAGGUGGAUUACCUAGAUCUCUUCCUUGUCCACUGGCCGCUUGCCUUUGUUCGUAAUGACGUCGGGGAUCUCUUCCCGAAGGAUGCCGAAGGCCGUGCGAUGCUCGAGAAGGUCCCCCUGGCCGACACAUGGAGGGCAAUGGAACAGCUGGUCGAGGAGGGCCUUGUGAAGCACAUCGGGGUCUCGAAUUACACGGUCCCUCUUUUGGCCGAUCUACUAAACUACGCCAAGAUCAAGCCUCUUGUGAAUCAGAUCGAGAUACACCCGUGGCACCCCAACGACGCUACCGUAAAGUUCUGCCUUGACAACGGAAUAGGUGUGACAGCCUACUCUCCCAUGGGUGGAUCAUAUGCAGAUCCCAGGGAUCCCUCUGGCACACAGAAGAACGUGAUCCUUGAGUGCAAGACGCUGAAAGCAAUAGCCGAUGCCAAAGGGACAAGCCCGCACUGUGUGGCGCUCGCUUGGCACGUGAAGAAGUGGAACACCUCGAUGUACAGUGUCAUUCCUAAGAGCCAGACGCCCGCGCGCAUUGAGGCCAACUUCAAGUGCACCGAAGUACAGCUGAGCGAUGAUGACAUGGAUGCAAUCAACAAUAUUCACUUGAACAAGAGAAUCCGCUUUUGCGAUCCCGCUAUCUUUUGGAAGGUACCACUGUUUGACUAG
Molecule: messenger RNA, 942 nt
Organism: Giardia duodenalis
Lineage: Eukaryota; Fornicata; Diplomonadida; Hexamitidae
Product: Aldose reductase
Exons: 1
Coding region: 1-942 (313 amino acids)
Cellular component (GO): cytosol
Molecular function (GO): aldose reductase (NADPH) activity
Source: RefSeq, a predicted model, not a curated record